AUGAAGAUGACCCCCCUCAUCCUGCUUAUUCUCGGGGUGUCAGGAGUGUAUUGUGACACUCACUCUUUGAGGUAUUAUGAAACCGCAGUCUCCUCUCCGGGAUCCGGACUUCCUGUGUACUCUGUAGUCGGAUAUCUGGAUGAUCGGGAGAUAGAGAAUUAUAACAGUGACACUCGUCAGUAUCUUCCCAAAACUGAGUGGAUGAAGAAAGCGGGAUCUGACUACUGGGAGAGAAACACAAAACAAAAUCAGAACAAUGAGCCCGUGUACAAGCAUGGUGUGCAGAUACUGAUGAGCCGAUUCAACCAGACUGGAGGGAUCCAUACCUGGCAGGAGAUGUACGGCUGUGAGCUGAGAGAUGACGGCACCACUGACGGGUAUUUCCAGCACGGAUAUGACGGGAGAGAGUUCUUGUAUCUGGACACAAAGAGAGCUCAAUGGAUCCCAACCAUGAACGAGGCUCAGAUCUCCACACAGAGAUGGAACAGUCCGGAGGAGAGAGUGGGGGAGAGAUGGAAGAAUUAUCUGGAGAAUCGAUGUAUAGAGGAGCUCAAACAAUUCAUCGGGUACGGGAGAGAAGAUCUGGAGAAGAGAGUGCGUCCAGAGGUGAAGGUGUGGGGCUGUCAGUCAGAAGGGGUAACAAGACUUCAGUGCCUGGUGUACGGGUUCCGCCCCCGAGCUGUGCAUGUGAGAUGGAUGAAGAAUGGAGUAGAUGAUGUUCCUUCAGAUGAAAUGAGUCCGAUUCUUCCCCAUCCUGACGGCACCUAUCAGAUCAGAGUCAGUGCGGAAGUACCAACAAGGGAGGAAGACACUUACUCCUGUCAUGUGGAUCACAGCAGUCUGGAGGCGACUCUCAGUGUGAAAUGGGAUCCCAGCGCAGAGUCUAAGGACAAUAAGAAUAUAAUUAUCAUUGUUAUGGUUGUUGCGGUUGUUGCUGCAGCGCUGAUUAUCGGUGCUGUUAUUGGAUUCAUCAUAUACAGGAAACGCUCAGUCCCAGGGAAGCCACCCGGUAAUGGUAAUAUUUAUGUUCCAGCUCCCAAAUGACAAUUGUCUGAAGAUCAUCAACAAG
Messenger RNA from Nanorana parkeri, 1069 nucleotides. Its product is annotated as class I histocompatibility antigen, F10 alpha chain-like. Gene Ontology annotation, cellular component: external side of plasma membrane. The record is from RefSeq and is a predicted model, not a curated record. Gene Ontology annotation, biological process: immune response. The transcript is spliced from 7 exons. NCBI's taxonomy places the organism in Eukaryota, Metazoa, Chordata, Amphibia, Anura, Dicroglossidae. The coding region runs from base 1 to 1044 and encodes 347 amino acids.